AUGGGGGAUGCUGUGAUGAGAGAGUUUGGGGCAGCAGCUCCAUUCCUGAGGAAAUCAGACAGGGAGCGUCUAGAGGCCCAGACUCGUCCCUUCGACAUGAAGAAAGAGUGCUUUGUUCCUGAUACUGAUGAGGAGUAUGUGAAGGCUUCCGUCACCAGUCGUGAGGGUGACAAAGUCACUGCUCAGACUGCGAACGGGAAGACUGUCACUGUGAACGAGUGCGAUGUUCACCCUCAGAAUCCGCCGAAGUUCGAUAAAAUUGAAGACAUGGCGAUGUUCACCUUCCUCCAUGAGCCCGCUGUGCUGUUCAACCUCAAAGAGCGUUACGCAGCAUGGAUGAUCUAUACCUACUCUGGGCUGUUCUGUGUGACUGUCAACCCCUACAAGGCGCUGCCAGUCUACAACCAAGACGUGGUUGCUGCCUACAGAGGAAAGAAGAGGGCUGAAGCUCCCCCUCAUAUAUUCUCCAUCUCUGAUAAUGCCUACCAGUACAUGCUCACUGACAGAGAAAAUCAGUCAAUUCUCAUCACUGGAGAAUCUGGUGCUGGGAAGACUGUUAACACCAAGAGAGUCAUUCAGUACUUUGCCAGCAUUGCAGCUGCAGGUGGAAAGAAAGACGCCGGCUCUGAAAAAAAGGGUACUCUGGAAGAUCAAAUCAUCCAGGCUAAUCCAGCUUUAGAGGCCUUUGGUAAUGCCAAGACUAUCAGAAAUGACAACUCUUCCAGAUUUGGCAAAUUUAUCCGAAUUCACUUUGCUGCCAGUGGAAAGCUGGCCUCAGCUGAUAUUGAGACAUAUCUGCUGGAAAAGUCCCGUGUCACCUUUCAGCUUAAGGCUGAGAGAGACUAUCACAUCUUCUAUCAGAUUCUGUCUCAGAAGAAACCUGAGCUGCUCGAGAUGUUGCUCAUCACCAACAACCCCUAUGACUACGGCUUCAUCUCCCAAGGAGAAACGACUGUAGCCUCGAUAAACGAUGCAGAUGAGUUGAUGGCCACUGAUGAUGCCUUUGAUGUGCUGGGCUUCACUCAAGAAGAGAAGAAUGGAAUUUAUAAGCUGACUGGGGCUAUCAUGCACCAUGGUAACAUGAAGUUCAAGAACAAGCAGCGUGAAGAGCAGGCAGAGGCUGAUGGCACUGAGGAUGCUGACAAAGUUGCAUAUCUGAUGGGCCUGAACUCUGCUGACCUCAUCAAAGGCCUCUGUCACCCGAGAGUCAAAGUUGGAAAUGAGUGGGUCACCAAGGGACAAAAUGUCCAGCAGGUGAACUAUUCUAUCGGUGCAUUGUCUAAGUCAGUGUAUGAAAAGAUGUUUCUGUGGAUGGUGGUGAGGAUCAACCAUUCCUUGGACACCAGGCAGCCUCGUCAGUACUUCAUUGGUGUAUUGGACAUAGCUGGAUUUGAAAUCUUCGAUUACAACACGUUUGAGCAGAUGUGCAUCAACUUCACCAAUGAAAAACUGCAACAGUUUUUCAACCACCACAUGUUUGUGCUGGAGCAGGAAGAGUACAAGAAAGAGGGCAUUGAAUGGACUUUCAUUGAUUUUGGUAUGGAUUUGCAGGCCUGUAUCGACCUCAUUGAAAAGCCCAUGGGAAUCAUGUCCAUCCUUGAAGAGGAGUGCAUGUUCCCUAAAGCUUCUGAUGCCACCUUCAAAGCUAAGCUCUAUGACAACCAUCUGGGGAAAUCUGCCAACUUCCAGAAGCCCAGAGUUGCCAAAGGGAAACCAGAGGCUCAUUUUGCCCUGAUGCACUAUGCUGGAACUGUUGAUUAUAAUAUCACCAACUGGCUGGUGAAGAACAAGGAUCCUCUGAACGAGACUGUUGUUGGAUUGUACCAGAAGUCCAAUCUCAAGCUGCUUCCGGUCCUUUUUGCAAAUUAUACAGGAGUUGAUUCAGCGGAAGGUGGAAAAGGGGGCAAAGGAGGAGGAAGCAAGAAGAAGGGUUCAUCCUUCCAAACUGUGUCUUGCUUGCACAGGGAGAACCUGAACAAGUUGAUGACCAACUUGAGGUCUACUCACCCCCACUUUGUACGCUGCCUCAUCCCCAAUGAGACCAAGACUCCUGGGGCCAUGGAGAACCCGCUGGUGAUGCACCAGCUGCGCUGUAACGGUGUUCUGGAAGGAAUCAGAAUCUGCAGAAAGGGUUUCCCCAACAGGAUCCUCUAUGGAGAUUUCAAACAGAGAUACCGUAUCCUGAACCCUGCUGCCAUUCCUGAGGGGCAGUUCAUUGACAGCAGGAAGGGAGCCGAGAAACUCCUUGGGUCUUUGGAUCUAGAUCAUAAUCAAUACAAGUUUGGACACACCAAGGUGUUCUUCAAGGCUGGUCUUCUGGGGACACUGGAGGAGAUGAGGGAUGACCGUUUGUCACUCAUUAUCACUGGUAUCCAAUCUAGAGCAAGAGGUCUGCUGGCAAGACAGGAAUUUCAAAAGAUUUAUGAAAGGAGAGAUGCUCUAUUGGUGAUCCAGUGGAAUGUCCGAUCCUUCAUGGGGGUCAAGAAUUGGCCCUGGAUGAAGCUGUUCUUCAAAAUUAAACCUCUGUUGAGAUCUGCUGAGGCAGAAAAGGAGAUGGCCAAUAUGAAGGAAGAAUUCCUGAAGCUGAAAGAGGCUUAUGCCAAGUCUGAAACUCGUAGGAAGGAACUGGAGGAGAAAAUGGUUUCCCUUCUCCAAGAGAAGAAUGACCUUCAGCUAAAUGUCCAGUCUGAGCAAGAUAAUCUUGCAGAUGCUGAAGAAAGAUGCGAGGGGCUGAUCAAACACAAAAUCCAGAUGGAAGCAAAAGCUAAAGAGCUGACAGAGAGGCUGGAGGACGAGGAAGAGAUGAACGCUGAACUGACGGCCAAAAAGAGGAAGCUGGAGGACGAGUGCUCCGAGUUAAAGAAAGACAUUGAUGACUUAGAGUUAACUCUGGCAAAAGUGGAGAAAGAGAAGCAUGCCACUGAGAACAAGGUGAAGAACCUGGUUGAGGAGAUGGCAGCUCUGGAUGAGAUCAUUGCCAAGCUGACCAAGGAAAAGAAAGCCUUACAGGAGGCUCAUCAGCAAACACUGGAUGACCUGCAGAGUGAAGAGGACAAAGUCAACUCUCUGACCAAGGCCAAGGCCAAGCUGGAGCAGCAAGUGGAUGAUCUCGAAGGUUCUCUUGAACAAGAGAAGAAAGUACGAAUGGAUCUUGAGAGAGCAAAGCGUAAGCUGGAGGGAGACUUGAAGUUGACCCAGGAGAGCCUAAUGGACCUGGAGAAUGACAAGCAGCAACUUGAAGAACAUAUGAAAAAGAAAGAUUUUGAACUCAGCCAGCUGAGUAAUAGAAUAGAGGACGAGCAGGCCAUUGCUAUUCAGCUUCAAAAGAAAUUGAAAGAGCUUCAGGCUCGUAUUGAAGAGCUAGAGGAAGAACUUGAGGCAGAGCGAGCUGCCCGAGCCAAGGUGGAGAAGCAGAGAGCAGAAUUGGCCAGAGAGCUGGAGGAGAUCAGUGAGAGGCUGGAGGAGGCCGGUGGAGCCACAUCUGUCCAGAUUGAGAUGAACAAGAAGAGGGAGGCUGAGUUCCUGAAACUGCGCAGAGACCUUGAAGAGGCCACUCUGCAUCAUGAAGCCACCGCUGCAUCACUCAGGAAGAAACAAGCUGACAGUGUUGCUGACCUGGGAGAGCAGAUAGACAACCUGCAGAGAGUCAAGCAGAAACUGGAGAAGGAGAAGAGUGAGCUCAGACUGGAGCUGGAUGACGUGGUGUCCAAUAUGGAACAUAUUGUGAAGACAAAGACAAACCUAGAGAAGACCAGCAGGACAAUGGAGGAUCAGAUGAAUGAAUACAAGUGCAAGUUUGAAGAAGCUCAACGCUGGAUCAAUGAUUUCAAUCUGCAAAAAGCUAAGCUCCAAACCGAAAAUGGUGAACUCUUAAGGCAACUGGAGGAGAAGGAUUCCCUGGUGUCUCAGCUGACAAGAGGAAAAAUGUCUUACACUCAACAGGUUGAAGAUUUAAAGAGACAACUGGAAGAGGAGACCAAGGCAAAGAGCGCUCUGGCCCAUGCAGUGCAGUCCUCCCGUCAUGACUGUGACCUGCUGAGGGAGCAGUAUGAGGAGGAGCAGGAGGCCAAGGCUGAACUGCAGCGCGGCAUGUCCAAGGCCAACUCUGAGGUAGCUCAGUGGAGAACUAAGUACGAAACGGAUGCCAUCCAGAGGACCGAGGAGCUGGAGGAGGCCAAGAAAAAGCUGGCUCAGCGUCUGCAGGAUGCUGAGGAGGCUGUUGAAGCAGUGAAUGCUAAAUGUUCCUCUCUGGAGAAGACCAAGCACAGACUGCAGAAUGAGAUUGAAGAUCUCAUGGUGGAUGUGGAGAGGUCUAAUGCUGCUGCUGCUGCUCUGGACAAGAAGCAAAGAAACUUUGACAAGGUCCUGUCUGAAUGGAAGCAGAAGUAUGAGGAGUCUCAAUGUGAACUGGAGAGCUCUCAGAAAGAAGCCCGGGGUCUGAGCACUGAGCUCUUCAAACUGAAGAACUCCUAUGAGGAGUCGAUUGAUCAUCUGGAGACGCUGAAGAGAGAGAACAAAAACCUGCAGGAGGAGAUAUCCGACCUCACUGAGCAACUUGGUGAGGGUGGUAAGACCAUCCACGAAUUGGAGAAAUUGCGGAAACAAUUGGAACAGGAGAAGAAUGAGAUCCAGUCUGCUCUCGAGGAAGCUGAGGCCUCCCUUGAGCAUGAGGAGGGUAAGAUUCUCAGAGCCCAGUUAGAGUUCAAUCAAAUUAAAGCCGAGAUCGAACGCAAACUAGCUGAGAAAGACGAGGAGAUGGAACAGAGCAAGAGGAACCUGCAGAGGACCAUUGACACCCUGCAGAGCUCUCUUGAAGCUGAGUGUCGCAGCAGGAAUGAGGCCAUGCGUCUGAAGAAGAAGAUGGAGGGAGACCUCAAUGAGAUGGAGAUCCAGCUCAGCCAGGCCAACAGGCAGGCAGCUGAGGCCCAGAAACAACUCAAAUCUGUGCAUGCACAUUUGAAGGAUUGCCAAAUUCAGCUGAACGAGUCUCUUCGGGCCAAUGAUGAUCUUAAAGAGAACAUUGCCAUUGUUGAGAGACGAAACAACCUGCUUCAGGCUGAACUGGAGGAACUCAGGGCUGCACUGGAGCAAACUGAGAGAAGCCGUAAACUCGCUGAGCAAGAGCUGCUGGAUGUUAGUGAGAGGGUGCAGCUACUGCACUCACAGAACACUGGCCUGAUAAACCAGAAGAAGAAGCUGGAGGCCGAUACUUCCCAGCUUCAAACUGAAGUGGAGGAAGCAGUGCAGGAGUGUAGAAAUGCAGAGGAAAAGGCCAAGAAGGCCAUUACUGAUGCAGCCAUGAUGGCAGAGGAGCUGAAGAAAGAGCAGGACACCAGCUCUCACCUGGAGCGUAUGAAGAAGAACAUGGAGCAAACCAUCAAAGACCUGCAGCACCGUCUGGAUGAAGCUGAACAGAUCGCCAUGAAGGGAGGCAAGAAGCAAAUGCAGAAGCUCGAGGCCAGGGUGAGGGAGCUGGAGAAUGAGGUGGAGUCAGAGCAGAAAAAGAGCAGCGAAGCUGUAAAGGGAAUGCGUAAAUAUGAAAGACGUAUCAAGGAGCUCACAUACCAGACUGAGGAAGACCGCAAGAAUGUUGCGCGGCUGCAGGAUCUGGUUGACAAACUGCAGCUGAAAGUCAAAGCUUACAAGAGAUGUUCUGAGGAGGCUGAGGAGCAGGCCAACACUCAUCUGACCAAGUUCCGCAAACUGCAGCAUGAGCUGGAUGAGGCGGAAGAGCGAGCUGAUAUCGCUGAGUCACAGGUCAACAAGCUGCGCGUCAAGAGCCGCGACGUGGGUUCAAAGAAAGGGCUUGAUGAGGAGUGA
Molecule: messenger RNA, 5820 nt
Organism: Limanda limanda (common dab)
Lineage: Eukaryota; Metazoa; Chordata; Actinopteri; Pleuronectiformes; Pleuronectidae
Product: myosin-7
Exons: 37
Coding region: 1-5820 (1939 amino acids)
Cellular component (GO): myosin complex
Molecular function (GO): ATP binding; actin filament binding; cytoskeletal motor activity
Source: RefSeq, a predicted model, not a curated record